Molecule: messenger RNA, 1845 nt
Organism: Linum trigynum
Lineage: Eukaryota; Viridiplantae; Streptophyta; Magnoliopsida; Malpighiales; Linaceae
Source: the annotation of a GenBank genome assembly
AUGGAGUUUACGCUACUUUGUAAUCUCGGAGAUCCUCGCAAUGCCAGCGUUUCUUUGCGGCUCCGACUGCUGCAUGUGUGGCCGGCGAAGUCUCUGGGGGACAUUAGGAUCUACAAUUACUGUACUCUUUGGGUCGACGAAACGGGUAUGCUGAUACAGGGCGUCUCACCGACUUCGAUGGCUGCUGGGAUUCAUCAUAAUCUCUUGGUUGGCAAGAUAUACGUCAUAAAGACUUUUGCCCUGAGCAAUCCGCCGAAUCAGUAUCGGGCCUGUUCCUUUGAUUUGGCUCUGGGUCUUUCGCCUUCAGCUUCUUUUCAGCCCUGUGUUCUGCCUGCUGAAAGUUUCCCACUUGAUGCUUACGAGUUUGUGGCUUUCUCUCAGUUGAACAUGCGUGCCGGUAACCAUCGUUAUUUGACAAAUGUCGUUGGCCGACUCAGUUCGAUCAGCGGGAUAUCGCACAAGAUCACAAAUAACGGGCCUGCAUUCAAGCAGACGGUCAUAGUUGAGGAUGAAAGGUGUUUUGCGUUUUUCUGUGUUUAUGGGUUCGGUUGUGAGUGUCGUGUUUGUUCUUUGUUUCUCUUACGUGUCCCUCUUUCUUUUCUCAAUGGAGUGAAGGUCUCGAUUACGCUCUGGGAUGAGUUUUCUGCGGUGUUGGAUCACGUUGCUUUGACUCAGGCUGACUCGAUUGAAGCUGUGAUUUUGGAAUUUGGCGGCUUGCUGGUUAAUAAGCUGGGAGAUGAUUAUGUUCUGUCGAGUUCUGCAGCUACUAGCAUAUCAGUCAAUCCUCCUGUACCAAAGGCCUAUUUUCUUGCAUCUAGCUUUGCUGAGAAACAUGAGGUUGUUGAAUCCUUGCCGGUUGAGUUUGCUAAUGCCGCUGAUGCUACAGCAGAUGCCGAUCGUCGAACCAGGACUUUGAGCCAGCUGCUGGCGUUAUCUAGAACAAAUGCCUCACUGGAAGAGAAGUAUCGCUGUGGUGGAGUGAUUGUUAAUGUCGAGUCAAGCACACCUUGGUAUUAUAUUUCAUGCAAGUUCUGUUCGAGGGCUGUUUCGAAGCGUCGUGAUGAUACGUUUUGGUGUCCAAAGGAUUGGCAAUUGGACGAGGAACAAACUCGCGUCAACUACAAGCUCCAGCUUAAACUGAGGGAUGACUCCUUUUUCUUCGCCCCCUCCGUUGGCUGCUCCUAUGAUGCGCGCAUCGAGUAUCGUGGGGGCCCCUCUAGUUCAUCGAGGGCCUCGAAGGGAAAGGAAAAGGUUUCAGACUCUCUUCUCAUUGAAGCUCCGGCUAUGCCGUUUAGCAUCACUAAUGAACCAGAUCUGAUUGGGAGUUAUGAGGCCAGGGACUUUCGAAACCCUAUUUUUGCAAAUGUCAGAAAUGAAGAUAUUGAUACUGAGUCACGGGUUCUUGGAGCUUCUCAGGUUUCAGUGAUGGGUGUACAGGUGGGCUCUACCCGAGCUGUUGCACCUGCUGCGAUGUCCUCUGCUGUUCAUUCUGCUGUACCAUCUGUCCAAUCUGCUGCUUCAAUGAUCUCCAUACGAUCAGCAAGAAUUGAAGAGUCUAUGAGCCCUGAGGAUGUUGGUCGUGGCUCAUCUAUGCCAGCUGCGAAAGUUUUAAAGCCAUCCCCCGAGUCAUCUCUUGGAAUGACUUUAGGUUCAACCGUCGUGUCACCAUCGGCAUCGCCGCUGGUUUCUCCACUGUCCAAGAUCAAGGUGGAGAAAUUGGAUGCUGCCGAAAGUGCUCAGGCGCAACAUGGUGGUUCCUCACAGGCAGGUGUUGAUAUGGAAAGGGAUGCUUCGGUGGAUAGUCAGAAAAAAACGGUGGCAAAGCGUGGUUUGUUCAAGAAGUGA